ACAGUAGUUGCCGUUUGGUAAUAGGUGUGCUUUGAACCGUAUUUCUAUGUGUAUGCUCGUGUGUCUGUUCGUAGGAUUUUUCCGAUGCUACGGAGGGGAUCCCAGCCUUCACCUCGGAUUAGCCUUGGACGACACAGCAGAUAAAACCGACAAUAGGGAGGACAUUUAAGAAGAUACAACUGGUACAAUUUCAGAUAUUACAGACAUAGGUGUGAAUACUUAACUUCAUGGUCUUUGUUGGGAAUGUAAUUGUAUGAUUAGACUUCAGUGGAACAGGCCUAUUAGGAAUUUGUUAUAGGCUUACCUCCUGACUAAAGUAAAAUUAUAGCCACCUUCGACAAACCCAUCCCGGAAGGUGACACCUGAAGUUGUUCUCUAUUGACAAAACCUGGCGGUAUUACAUCUGAUAUUCGGUGAACUUUUCCUAUUCUUGCAAUAGGCCACUGUCUCUUUGGAAAUUUCUGAUUAAUAUCAAAAGACGAAACAUGCUGUAAUAAACAUCCGAAGGUUGGGUAACUUCUGUCAUUAUUGAGAUUAUCACACCACGGUAAGACGUCCGAUUUUUGAUCCAGAAUAUGCUGCUACAGACAUUAUGGAAGAUUCAAUAACACCAACACAAAACGUGUCCGAUGACGUAUUUUUGGAAAACGGCCACCCAAUACAGGUAGCAGGCGGGCCACCCGGCUACAGGCGAUCCUCAAGCGUAACUACAUCGCAGACGCCAUUCCUAAAGAGGGAAUCUGUAAGAAGAAUUUCAGAACCAUCCUUUUUCCUCCCGCCCGAGGAAACAAAACACUGCACAUGGAUUGCAGUAAUUGCUGUACUGAUAGUUGUGCUUGCAGCUAUAGCUGGAGGUUUUUUUUAUAGACUGGAGCUAAAAAACGGCGAUUUACAGAGACAGUUAUCUGAACUGAAAGCCGAGUUCGAGGCUUCGGGAGCCAAGUUAAGAGCGUCUACGAACACUGAAGACGCACCACGCGACGACGAAAAUUGUGUAUGCUCGUCUGGAAAGGCAAAACAAGGGGACAAAAUAGAAGAUUUUAAAACUUACGACGAAAAUGGAAGUUCAUCAAUUUUGCAGUGCUGUGCACACGACCGUGAACAAGUAAUAUCCUUAAUUAAGGAGGCUAUAGGAGCAAUCGAGCCGAAGGAUGAUACGGAUCACAGCAGUGGACACCGGAGUUUCGCCUAUGCGCACGUUUCAGGAACGAAUGGUACAGUGAAAGCAAAUAAUCCGAUGUUUGGUCACAUGACGGGCUGGCAUGUGCAAUCAGCUAACCGUACUUUGUUCAGCCGAGGCUGCAUUAAGAUAGAAUACGCGGGGAUGUAUUUUGUCUACAGCCAAAUUUACUUUUAUACAGAACAGAAUAGGCCUACUUCUGAACCUACAAACAUCACAGCGGCUUCAAAUCAUGAGCCAAUGCUUCACGAGACGUGUCGAAAUGAGAAACCGAUUAUGAAAAGUGCAGUUCCGUACCGUGACUUUACCAGUAAAUACCACGGCGGCGUUUUCAAACUGGAAAAAAAUGACGAAAUCUCAAUCCGGGUCUCGAAGAAUGACUACCACGUGAACCUAAACCCCGAACUUACGUUUUUUGGAGUUUACAGCCUUGAAGAAUAAGUCCAUUGUUACCAACAACAAAGGUUCAAAAUAAUUGCCUGGUAUUAGACACGCGUACGUGACGGUUUCGAUCUUUACAAUAUAUUUUUGUUUGCAUACAGUUGUUCCCUAUUUCAUUUAUAUAAUUUACAUCAUUUCAUUAAAAAUGCCUACAGUAAUAUGAUAGCAAAAGCGCAAUAAAUCACUACCGUGUUACGGGAUUUUACCGAAUAACUAUUUUAAAGAUACUACUAGAUAGCAAUUGUACAUUGUGCGCUAUAAAUGUACAUUACGUCACCUCAUACAAAAGUAUGGUAUAAUGGGAAACAAAUCGAAACAGACGAAGGGUUAACAGGAAAUGUACCUGGCAUAUAAAUACAAACAAAUAGGCAUUAAAUCUAUAUCACACUUAAAUGAGUGGCCAUAUCUUCUUCAUAUACCGUACCGGUAGGCUUAGUUUGGAUAAUAACCAAUAAACACUGUGUGAUUUUGUAUUUUGGUAGAAUGUAGGUAGGUUUCCCGGUUGACGGAAGGUCAAAUAUUCUGAUUAUUAUGCCAUGUACCCGAUUUACUACACAACGCUUCCUCAACAGGCCAAUAGACCGAAUCGACUUCAGCUAUUACUGGUCACGUGACAUAUAGUGGGUAAUAAUAAUUUUCAAUUUAUAUAGCGCAAAAUGUAAAAUAGGGCCUACCUCUAUGCGUACAGCAUGGUUUGGGAAAAAUUAUUAAAAGUUUCGCAAAAAUAUAAACACAUACACAUCGUAAACCACAGCGCGCUCAUUAAACACAGUAGGGCCUAUAUUAAGAGAGUUACUGUAUUAUGUUUUUUAGACAAUGUGUUACAAUUAAAAAUAUUUGUGUCCAUUGUCACAUCGGUGUGAAUAAGCGCGAAGCACGAACUUCACUGAUCAGUGGCUGUAAAAAUAUAUUGGUUGAUAAGCAACGGAAAAACAUUAUGAUUGUUAGCAUAAUUUGGAAAAACCCCCCAGGUCGGCUAUGUUUACUCGGUGAGAUAUAUAAGAUGAUAAUGCGUGUUGACAAUAAUCAUUAUAACAGAUGAGUAUAUCCUGAAUGGUCAUCCUUAGAGUUUUCUGAUAAUCUAUCAAUGUAUAACUAAUUAUUUGAGGUAAACAUGAAGAUGAAAAUACAGACCUCCUUGCAGACAAAUGUGAACAAACAAUACUUUCAUCGGUACCCUCUUCCUCCCCUGAAAGAGUACAAAAAAUGUUGAUUUUGCAAAACCAUUCUCCAUUUUUUUGUGAAGUCAACUAAAGCAAUGUACUUGGUUGCUUGAAUAUGAAUAUUAUAUCCAUGGUUACAUUAUAAUUUUACCAUUAUUUUACAUAUUACAUGUUAUUUUGAAUCACAUUUUUAUGCAUAUGUAUAAUUGUAUUCACCCCUGCUUACAUGCCAACACGCUCGUUUUGAUUCAGUACGACUUUACAAAGGAAUAGACUUACGGUCACUGAUUUACAUUUAACCAAAAGUUAAGAGACGACUAGGCACUAUUGGAAGAACUCCCAUAUAGGCCUCAAAGUUUGUAACUGCUGGUUUUUCAAAGGGCGUUCGCUAAGAAUUACAGCAAAAUGUUUUCGAUUGAUUAAUACACAGAAGAAAUGUAAUUAAAUACAUAAUAUAUAAUAUAAUUA
Molecule: messenger RNA, 3252 nt
Organism: Anneissia japonica
Lineage: Eukaryota; Metazoa; Echinodermata; Crinoidea; Comatulida; Comatulidae
Exons: 5
Coding region: 593-1621 (342 amino acids)
Biological process (GO): immune response
Cellular component (GO): membrane
Molecular function (GO): tumor necrosis factor receptor binding
Source: RefSeq, a predicted model, not a curated record